This is a messenger RNA of Durio zibethinus, 1953 nucleotides long. RefSeq names its product ACT domain-containing protein ACR1-like. NCBI's taxonomy places the organism in Eukaryota, Viridiplantae, Streptophyta, Magnoliopsida, Malvales, Malvaceae. The record is from RefSeq and is a predicted model, not a curated record.
UCUUUGGAACAGUUCUAAAUUCCUUGGAAACUAAACCCAAAGUCUCAAAGUGAAGAAGACCACUGUUUUUUUCUUGAAGCACUUAACCAGCUUGAAACAAAACAAAAAUUUUAGGACUUCGAGGGUUUCCAAAUUUGGAUAGGAGAUUAUUUUUUUAUUUUUUAUUUUUGGUUGUAUUGGGUCUAUUGACUCUCCAUUUGUUUCGGUUUUGCAUCUUAGAGACCGAGAAAAACCUUUCUAUCAUUGGCAAAAUCACAGGGAGGAGCAGGAAAAAAAAAAGAGCAAUUCAACACUAUUAUUUGGUUUCCAUGUUUUGAGAAGAAUUUGGGUUCUGCAAUUCAAGCCCAGUUUUUUCAUGCUAUAGAAAGACUUUACUCUCCAAAUGAAGCAAACUUGAAAGCUCUAUUCCAACAUUAAAGAUCAAGAAAUAUGGAGAUUGGUUACCAGCCUUAUAUUGAUCCUGAGUUUGAAUCCCUUAUUGAACGAAUCCAUGCUCCCAGAGUUUGUAUCGAUAACGAUGCAUGCCAAGACUGCACGCUUGUUAAGGUGGACAGUGCAAACAGGCAUGGGAUUUUGCUAGAGAUGGUCCAAGUUUUGACAGAUCUUCACCUUGUUAUAUCCAAAUCAUACAUUUCCUCCGACGGUGGCUGGCUCAUGGACGUGUUCCAUGUGACUGACGAGCUAGGGAACAAAAUUACUGACGAGACUCUUAUUCUCUAUAUUCAACAGGCGCUUUGUGCAACUCGGAGGAGAGGAGGGAUUCCAAAGGAAUUACAAACAUGCCUUAAAAGAGAGGUGAGGCCGUGCCAUGUCUCAACAGAGCAUACAGCCUUGGAGAUGACUGGGAGGGACCAGCCUGGCCUCAUGUCAGAGAUAUCGGCAGCUCUAUACGAAUUGGGAUGCCAUGUCACUGCAGCUGUGGCAUGGACCCAUAAUGGCCGCGUGGCCUGCAUUAUCCAUGUAGAAGAUGGGCUCAAGGGAGGGCCCAUCAUGGCAUCGGAAAGGCUGGCUCAAGUACAAGAAAAGCUAGAGAGUGUAGUUGAGGCCCAUCAUGAGAGUGGAGAGCAGAGGAGUGUCCGGUUAACUGCUCCGGCAGCUGGUAGGACACACACAGAGAGGCGGCUCCACCAGUUAAUGUAUGCCGUUAGAGACUACGAGCAGUGUCAGGGCUGCAAUGGCAGCUGCAGGCACUGGAAUGGGUGUACGAGGACUCAUGUGACGAUAGAAACUUGCAGGGAAAAGGGGUACUCAGUGGUGAAUGUGAGGAGUAGAGACAGAUCCAAGCUAUUGUUUGAUACGGUUUGUGCCUUAACUGACAUGCAAUAUGUGGUGUUCCAUGCAGCAGUUAGCUCAAAGGGUGCCAUGGCUGAUCAGGAAUAUUUUAUAAGGAGGCAGGACGGCUGCAGUUUGGUUACAGAAAGUGAAAGACGUAAACUUACACAAUGUUUGAUUGCAGCAAUCGAACGAAGAGUCUCCCAUGGGUUGAGGCUGGAUGUAUGUACCAAAAACAAGAUGGGAUUGCUCUCGGAAGUGACCAGGGUGUUUCGAGAAAAUGGGCUAUCAAUAACCAGGGCGGAAAUAGGGACACAAGAGGAGAGAGCAAUUGGAUCUUUCUAUGUUACAGAUGCUUCAGGGCAUGAUGCAAAUCUGAGGACAGUGGAAUUGGUGCGACAAGAGAUUGGAGGAUCUGCUUUGGUGGUAAACAAGUCCCCCAACGGGACUUCUCGAGCUUCUUCAUCUAGCAUUAGCAGAACCAGCAGUGGUGAAGCGGAAGAAAGGCCGAGAUUUUCAUUAGGAAAUUUAUUAUGGUCUCAGCUUGAGCGACUUUCUGGAAAUUUGGGUCUCAUUAGAUCAUGAGGAGUUCCUAACUCGGGAACUGCUUUCAAGCUGUACCCAUGCCCUUGUCUGUACAUAAGUCUGUAUAAAUGAAAUACUAGGCAUUUUUUAAGAUUA